This is a messenger RNA of Spirometra erinaceieuropaei, 573 nucleotides long. NCBI's taxonomy places the organism in Eukaryota, Metazoa, Platyhelminthes, Cestoda, Diphyllobothriidea, Diphyllobothriidae. The record is from the annotation of a GenBank genome assembly.
AUGGUGCGUCAACUCCACGAUGGCAUGAUGGCGCGAGUCACGAACAAGCGAGCUGCCUCAGGGGCAUUCGCAGUGAUCAACGGAGUGAAGCAGGGCUGCGUCCUUGCGCCUACCCUUUUCAGUCCCAUGUUCGCUGUCAUGCUGAUGGACGUCCGCCGUGACGAACAUCCUGGGAUUCGCGUCGCCUACAGGACGGAUGGCCGCCUUCUUAAUCAGCGGCGGAUGCACUUCCAGUCGCGUGUAUCCACAACCAUCGUACACGAACUCUUGUUCGUCGAUGACUGCGCCCUCGCGGCAACAACUGAAGGAGACAUGCAAGGGAGCAUGGAUAUCUUUUCCGCCGCCUGCUAGGACUUCGGCCUCAUCAUCAACACGUAGAAGACGGUGGUCAUGCGCCAACCGCCGCCCGACGUCACAUCGCAAAUAAACGUGAACGGUGCCGCACCGCACGUGCUGGACAACUUGACGUAUCUGGACAGCAUCCCCUUCCUCAGCACCGAAAUCGACGAUGAAGUGGCCCACCAGAUUUCCAAGGCCAGUCAAGCCUUCCGUUGCCUUCAAAACACAGUUUGA